GAGUCAAAAAGGAAACAAAAGGGAACAGAUGUUAGUUACCACUCCUCCUCUAAAACCAAAACCAAAACCCUUGUUUUAGACAGACAACUGAGACAAGAACUCUCCUGUCUUUCAUUUUUGUUUUGUUUCUUUCCAAUACUUAACCUUAAACUCUUUCACUUUAUAUAUAAACAACCUAAAAGAACCAUGCAAGAACAGAGAAAAUACCAUAGGGGAGAUUCGGAUAUUGGAUUUAAAAACUAUGAUUGUUCUUCUUUUUCCCAAUUACUCAAAAAAGUCAUGACUUCCUCCAAUUCACCAGGGUUUCAGGGGCAAAAUGAGAUGUUCCAACGGGACGCACAGGUGGGUACAAAACCUGAAGCAGACAGGGUCAGGUUAGAACACCAGGUUGAAUGUGCAAAUACUUCUAGUGAAGCAUUGUCUGUUACACCAGCUGCAAUAUCUGUCCCACAUUCAGCAUCUGUAACUCAAAAGCCAAUGUCGAAGUGUGAACUUGGACUAGUAAUAGACCAGCAAAAUUCUCACCAUGAAACCGGUCUUCCACGUGUUGUUAUGGAUGCACCCUUUGCAGAUGGCUAUAACUGGAGGAAGUAUGGCCAGAAGCCAGUGAAGGGUUCUAAAAAUUCAAGAAGCUAUUAUAGAUGUGUCCAUUGUAGUUGCUAUGCAAAGAAGAAGGUUCAACAUUGUUGUCAAUCUGGUCGUGUUGUUGAUGUUGUUUACAUAGGUGACCAUAAUCAUGAUCCCCCUCAUAGGAAAUGCAUCAGGGUUAUAUCAUCUGCUAAGCCAACUGUAGGCAGUCAAAUUGUAGACCCUUCAGUUCAAAAGCUAGAUGGGUCGGAUAUUUCUGUCUGUUCAGCAGAUGGCAGGCGUUCAUCUCUGCAUGUGCCUGAAUCAGAACAACAGAGUUCAAGCAGUUCUAAUGGAAAUGUGGGGGCUAAGAUUGAAGAGAAAAAUGGUGAUGAGUCAGAGUCAAAACGAUGCUUUGGUCCCAGGGCAGUGGAACCCCAACAAAAUGGCCCCUGUAGGAUUGCAGGUACCAAGGUUGAGGAGAAGCAUGGUGCUGAACCAAGGCUGAAAAUAAGGAUUAAAGAAAGAAGUGCGGCACAUUCAGUUCCUGUCUUGAAAAAGGAGCCUGAAAUUGCUGUACACACUGUUGCUGAUGAGGGGAGCUCAAAUGAUGGCUAUCGAUGGCGCAAGUAUGGUCAGAAAAUGUUGAAGGGGAAUUCAUUCAUAAGGAGCUAUUACAGAUGCACAUCGUCAGCAUGUCCUGCUCGUAAGCAUGUUGAGAGGGCUGCAGAUGAGGCGACAUCCACCACUAUAACAUACGAAGGAAAGCAUGACCAUGGUAUGCCAGCACCUAAGAAAAGACAUGAACAUGAUAUUCCAGUACCUAAGAAAAGACAUGGUUCAGAAAGUUGUCUGAUUUCCCCGGCUGCUUCCGUAGACAAUGCCUGCUGCAAGAAAAACAGAAGCUUAUCUAGUCGAAGGCCUUCAAGCAAGUGCUCGAUGGACAGUGAAGUAGAUAUAAUGGGUGAGAAGAUCUUGGAGCUUGGAGGUGAGGAGGCAUUAGAAUCAGCCCAAACUCUUCUCAGCAUUGGUGUUGAACUCAAGCCUUGCUGAGAAACAAAUUUUUGUAGUGGUUGAUGCAAAAUAUAGUAUCAUGAGCCUGUUUUUCGUGGAAAUUAUACAUACUUUAUCAGUUUGAGUUUCAAUGAAAAUUUGGAGAUAUUUGUUUG
Molecule: messenger RNA, 1736 nt
Organism: Populus nigra (black poplar)
Lineage: Eukaryota; Viridiplantae; Streptophyta; Magnoliopsida; Malpighiales; Salicaceae
Product: probable WRKY transcription factor 32
Exons: 5
Coding region: 187-1620 (477 amino acids)
Biological process (GO): regulation of DNA-templated transcription
Molecular function (GO): sequence-specific DNA binding; DNA-binding transcription factor activity
Source: RefSeq, a predicted model, not a curated record